AUGAAUCAAACGGGACUGUUCUUCAUAGUUCUCUUCUUGCUGUCCUCCCAUGUCAAAGCUCAAAACUCGGCUAAUCAUCAACAUGGUCUCAAUCCUCUUCACCCGAGCAUGGCAGUUGUUACCGUUGUCCUCGCAAUUAUGUUCUCAGUAACAUUUUUUGUACUUGCUUUUGCCAAGUUCUGCCGCCCAAGUCUGGUUGAUCACUUAACUCAUGAGGAAAACCUCCAUGGACUUCUCAGAUCGAGAUCAAGAUCUUCAGGGAUUGAUAAAACAGUGAUUGAAUCACUCCCCUUUUUCAGAUUUUCUUCCCUUAAUGGCUCUAAAGAAGGCCUAGAAUGUGUUGUUUGUUUAUCAAAAUUCGAGGAUUCGGAAAUCCUCCAGUUAUUGCCCAAGUGCAGGCAUGCAUUCCAUAUGAAUUGUAUUGAUGAGUGGCUAGAAAGCCACUCUACUUGUCCUCUUUGCAGGUACAAGUUUGAUGUUGGGGACCUCACAAAUUUCACUUACACUAACAGUUUGAGAUACCCUCCAAACUCUUCUAAUCCAGCAGAGGAUCCAAAUCUCAAACUUUUCGUUCGCAGAGAGCAAGAUCAUCAUAGAUCAUCAAGGUUCAACAUUGGAAGCAGUUUUCGAAAAUUGGGCAAGGCAAAGAAAGAUAAGCUUUUGAUCUUAGAAGGUGGCACCAAGGAUGAAAAUCGACAGCUCUUGCAUAAGUUCAAACACAGGAUCAUAGUGUCUGAUAUCGUUUACAAAAGCCGAUGGAGUGAUGUCAAUUCCUCAGACUUAAUGUCUUUAAAUUCUGAGAUGAUCAGUGCUAUUUCAAGCAGAAGAUUCUCUCCACCCGGGUUUUCGACGAAUGAACAAAUUAUGAAGAUUAAGGAUGACAUAGAAAAGAAAAGAUUGCACCAGUCUAAGGUUGGUAAAAUUACUAGAAGCUAUUCAGUUUCAAGUUCAACUUCAACCUUUUCUCCUAUAUUCAACAUUGAAGAAAACAAGAAGGCGGCUUCAAGAACACUGAAUCCAGCUGAGAAGCGAUCGAUUUCGGAAAUUACAAAUCUUUCAAGAUUCCCAGAAUCCAGUAUUAGGAACAGGAUCAGAGAAUCUUUGUCGUUGGGAAACAAUGGAAAGGAUGAGAGGAUAAGAAGGCUUUGGUUGCCAAUAGCUAGGAGAACAGUUCAAUGGUUUGUUGGUAGAGAGAGAAGAACAGAAGAAUCAGAAAGAGAAAGGCAGCUAUCAAAUGUUUGA
Ilex paraguariensis (yerba mate) is the source of this 1242-nucleotide messenger RNA. The record is from the annotation of a GenBank genome assembly. NCBI's taxonomy places the organism in Eukaryota, Viridiplantae, Streptophyta, Magnoliopsida, Aquifoliales, Aquifoliaceae.